AUUUCCAUUUCAUUUUCAUACACAAUCUCACUUCAAUUGAAAUUUUCAAGCCAAUUUAUUGAAAAUAACAAACAAAUAAUUGGUCGGUUCAAGAAUUUACAUACACGAGAUUGCCGUCCCAUACUCUCCGAUUCUUAAUUACGCGUCUGCGUUUUUUCACGAGUGAACAUUCCCUCGAUUACCCUCCACACAUAAACUCCACGACCUACUUCCCUAAAACACCCCCGUUAUAUCAUCUAUUAUUCCUAAACUACCCCUAUUUGCGGCAUCGUUGAUUGGCGACAGCUUGUCUCCACCCCUCAACAUCACCCAAAUGACAACCGUAAAAACGACUGUCUAACACCGGUUCAACCGGUAACCCAUUCAGCCGAUGGUUUUGAAUAAUCGCCGUACAAAACAUUACCAUUUAUCCGUUGUAUACCCCCACACUUUUUAAAAAUCUCAUUUUCUCGUAUCUUUCUCAUUUUCUCUUACUUCUCGUGUCUGACUCUCUGCAUAAAUUUUUUUCGGAGAGAAAGAAAAACAAAACCAGACAAGAAGAAGAACAAAGAACAUUAAACCAAAAAGCAUCCAAACAAGCCCUUAUUAAUAAGACCUAUGGAGUAUCAGCAAGCUCCUUUCUCUAAAAAGCUUAAUAAUGGCGGUUUUGGAAGUUUAAGUGGAAAGCAUAUAUACGACGGCGUUUUCGGAGGUGAAGUGAAGUCAAAGACGACGAGGAUGGAGGAUUAUAAAGAGAUAUUUGGUGGUUCUAGUACUUGUUCGAUUCCGAUUCUUGAUUUUCCUGAGUUGAAGAGUAAUGCUUCAGAGAGCUCCUCCAGACCUGAUUAUUCGACCAUUUUCGGUGGUUUUGGAGAAGCUGAUUUUGCUGCGCCUUAUGAAGAAUUAGUUAUCAAGUCAAGCAAAACAGUUAACAGCUUCUCUAAAGAAGCUCGUACUCCGGCUGAACCAAAAUUCUCCCCUACGAGUACGACUGCUAGGCCACAGCAGUCUAAUGUUUCCAGAGAGCAACACACCCCGUCACCGGAAAUAAGUGGUGUGAAAGAGUUCAAUGUAUCAUAUAAUAAAAGCAAUCAGGGAAGCAAAAAUGGGGUGAAUGGGAUGACACACAUUGCCCAGCUCCACUCUGUUCCUGGUUAUGCUUGUUUAGUUGAUGAAACCACUUCGCCUCAACUGACUGAAAGUCUCAAGCCAGUGCGGACAGUAUUAAAGGAUGCUCGCGUAAAUACCAAUGUCAGUCAGGGUAUGAAGCCACCCAAAUAUCUCCGGAAAGUCGUGUCUGGGCCACAACCUAGAGGUGCUGUCAUAGACGAUUCUACAAGUCAUGCCGAAUCUAAGAAGAAAUCUAGUAGGAAUAGAUCGUUUUCAAAUAAAUCAUUCGAUGAUUUUGAAACUAACCUUGAUACACGACAACCAAUAUCGUCGCCUUUAAGUUCAGUGGCUAACUUAAAUGAUAGUAAGGGUGGCUCUAUGAGGUCAAUGAGUUCGAAGUUCGGGGUUUUUGAAAGUGAUUCUGCAGAAGAGGCUGCUGGUAGUCAUUUACCACCUCUCUUUGAUGAUGAAAUGGAUGCUAAUUCAGCUGCCGGUACCUCAGUAGCUGCCCUGAGGAAGGCAAUAGAGGAGGCUCAAGCAAAGAUGACAAAAGCCAAAGAAUUAAUGGAAAGAAAGAGGCAAGGCCGUCACAGCCGUGAAAAGAAAACUGUUAAUGAUGGCUUGAAAGUUGGCAGAAAAGAGGAUAGAGUUGACCAAGAAGCUAACAGAUGCAAAGAUGAGGUGGCUCAGGAAACGAGUCAUAAAGUUUACACUGCUCAAAAGCAAGUUUUCACAGGCUUACCAGAGAGCAAUGCAACAAAAGCAAGCCAAAUAACUUCAGACCAUAUUAAUGCAGAGAAAGUAUCUGCUGUAAAAAAUGCCAUCGGAGAAGCACAAAGCAAAGAGUCCAAACGGGAUCAAGUGAAUCAUAGGCUGGAAGCAGAAAUUGGUAUAGCGACAAAUGGAUUUUCUGAACCUGCUGGUGGCAGUGACCAGAGGACAAUGGUAUUGGAGAUCAAGCAAGCAAACAAUGUUGAAAAAAUGAAACCAUGUACAGAUGGAAAUGAUUGCAAAGCGAAGAUGGCAGGAGAUGAAACAAUGAAAAAGCCAAUGGAGGGUGGUAAGAAACUAAAAGCAUUUGACGAGGCCCCUAUGCAGGAGAAGGUUGAGAGGGUACUAAACUCGAUGGCAGCAGCAUUCAAAUGGGAUUUAUUCAAAAACAUUAUCAAAUCAGAUGAAAAUACUCAAUGUCAGGAAGAAAAAAUAGAUAAAAGUAGAGCUGCUUAUGAGAAUGAAGAUGCUGCUCAAACACCUGAAGUGACAUGUGAACACAAACAAUGUGAAAGCAUCACAAAAAGAUCGGAUGAGCCAGAAAAAGAGGCGAAGUAUGAAACCCAAGAGAUGGAGGGGAACAAAGAUAUGUAUGAACUAAAAGCAUCUGAAGAUUCGCUGAAAACUAGGAAAAAAGAAAUCGAGGCACAUGGUCAAGACGUAGAGAAUCAGUCAAAUGAAGAAAAUGAUCAAGAGAAAGUAGAGAAUCAGUCCAAUGAAGUUCCGUUGAGAAAGGAGAACGAGAGAAGACUGCAUGAGAUUUAUAUGUGCAAAGAAAAUUGGGAGGGACAAAAAGAAGAUUUUGAUAAAGCGGAUAAUGAAAAGCAACAAGAGAGAUGGGAUUACAAAGAAAAUGAGAAGAAGCAAAAUGGUGUUUCUAAACCAGAGGACACAGAGACAUUUGAUCAAGUUCAGAAACUGGAAGUAACUGAAGCAAAUUAUAAUGACUCUCAAGGAAAGGAAGAACAUGAGUUAAAAUUUAGAGAGUAUUGUUCGACAAAAGUGAAUGGGCAUCUGGAUGAUGCCAAAGAGACUGAAGAGACGCUCAAUCAAAUAAAUGAAAAUGAGACGGAAAAAACUUGUGAAUGGUUAGAAGCUGAAAGUAUGCAAACAGAGAUUCAUCUGGCAGAAGACAUCGAGAACACUUUGGAAGCAACUCAACAGAGUUUUAGGUGCCAAGAUAAUCUUGAAUCAACUAAAGUACAUAAGCUGAAUGAAAAUGAUAAUGCAUGUGAAGUUGAUGAAACACAUGCAGAAGAAAAUUUUGAAGGUCUGGAAGUAACCUCAGAAGCUGCGAGUGAAGAGAAUGAUAGAAUGGUGGAGGUAAGUGGAGAUUCUAUUGCUAAAGAAACUGAAAUUGGAACUAAAGCAGUUGAAGAGGCAUUUAACUUGGCGGAAGAAGGCAAUCUUGAAAUUGGUAUGUCACAGCAUCUCACUGGACUUGAUAGGUUUAAGAAGCACACAACUAAUAUGUUUUUAGGCAAAACUGACUUAGAUUUUGAUUACAAGCUAAAUGGAUAUAAUAUGACAGAAUAUGAUGCUGCAGUCUCUAAACAUGUAAAGCAUAUUGAGGAAGUAGCUUUUCAAUUGGAUGAAAAUGAUAAGGAUGUCACUGAGCCUGAAAUUGGCCUCAACCAGGAAGAAAAUGAGAGUACUUUUGCAUCAAGAUGCUCGGGUAAUGGUAUGGAAUCCAACACACUUUGCAACCCAGAAAAACAGGUUGGAGAAACAAUUUGUGAACUGGGAGAAAAUAAUGACAUGAAGGAGCCUGGAGUAGGAACUAACCAUGAAGAUGAUUUUGAAUCUUUUCUUAAGGUGGAUAAUAGAAUUGGUGAGCAUGCUAGUCAGCAGCCACAUAAUUUUGAAGGCGAAGGAAAGAACAUCGCGAUAUCUCCAGAGGAGAAAACACACCAAAGCACUCAUGAAAAGGCGGAGAGUCGGAAUGAAACUCAGACAGUAGAAAAGAGAGACUCUGAGGAUACUUUGCAAAAGGAAAUGGGCUCAGAAAAGAAGCAUCACGGAACAAAGGAAGAAACAAAAUUGAGGGAAAUGGAAAAAGAAAAGGAAAGAAUAGUCGUUGAGAGAGCAAUACGUGAAGCUCGUGAAAGGGCUUUUACUGAAGCUCGAGAGAGGGCGGAAAGGGCUGCUGCCAAGAAAGCAGCUGCCGAAGCUCAUCAAAGGGUUAUGACAGAAGCUCGAGAAAGGUUAGAGAAGGCUUGCGCUGAAGCUAUUGGUAAAUCAGGUAAAACAGCAGCAGAAAAAGCAUCCAUGGAAGCAAAACUAAAGGCUGAGCGGGCUGCAGUAGAGAGAGCAACGGUAGAGGCUAGGGAGCGUGCCUUAGAGAGAGCAUUGUCUGAGAUAGCUGCUUUUAAUGCUAGAAAUCGGGCCGAAAUGUUUACAGCUGAAAAGUUCUCGGGUGUUUCCAGAGAUGCUGGGUUAAACUCUUAUGAUCAACAAUAUAAAGGUCCAGCUCCUUCCAGCAGUUCAAGACAUCCUACCUCUUCAAACCAUGAUGGCCCCUACUCAACAGAGAGAUUUAAUGGCACCAAUGGUGAAUCAGUUGAAAGGUGUAAGGCUACAUUGGAAAGGAAUCAAAGGACAGCAGAACGCGCAGCAAAAGCUCUUGCAGAGAAGAAUAUGCGUGAUCUACUUGCUCAGAAAGAACAAGCUGAAAGAAAUAGAUUGGCAGAAAAUUUGGAUGCUGAUGUUAAACGGUGGUCCAGUGGAAAGGAGAGAAAUUUGCGAGCCCUGCUCUCGACACUACAAUAUAUCCUUGGCCCUGACAGUGGGUGGCAGCCAAUUCCUCUGACGGAUCUGAUAACAAGUGCUGCUGUGAAGAAAGCUUACCGCAAAGCCACUCUGUUUGUUCAUCCAGACAAGUUGCAACAAAGAGGCGCAAGCAUACCGCAGAAAUACACCUGCGAAAAAGUUUUUGAUCUUCUCAAGGAUGCUUGGAACAAAUUCAGCAUAGAAGAACGGUAGAUGAUUGGUGUUCGCAUUCUGUUCCUGCCCUUUCUAUAGCAUUCAUUAUAGGCAUAGUACAUGUAAAUUCAAACAAGAUAAUAUCUCAUUCCUGAUUGAAUCCUAAUUGAAGUAGAGAUUAUUUUGAAGUCAA
Molecule: messenger RNA, 4975 nt
Organism: Mercurialis annua (annual mercury)
Lineage: Eukaryota; Viridiplantae; Streptophyta; Magnoliopsida; Malpighiales; Euphorbiaceae
Product: auxilin-like protein 1
Exons: 8
Coding region: 598-4842 (1414 amino acids)
Biological process (GO): clathrin-dependent endocytosis; clathrin coat disassembly
Cellular component (GO): intracellular membrane-bounded organelle; vesicle; cytoplasm
Molecular function (GO): clathrin binding
Source: RefSeq, a predicted model, not a curated record